Molecule: messenger RNA, 606 nt
Organism: Strongylus vulgaris
Lineage: Eukaryota; Metazoa; Nematoda; Chromadorea; Rhabditida; Strongylidae
Source: the annotation of a GenBank genome assembly
AUGUGCCCGUUUUGCACAUUUACCAUUGUGGUGCCAUCGUAUCAACGUAAAAGGCCGGUAAUUCGUGCUUCGGAGUUUGUCUAUCAUAUGAUAAGUCACGAAGCAGAGGCUCGACUAGGGUGCGAUCAUUGCGCUCUUUCGUUCUCGACGUUAUCAGAAAAACAGAAGCACAGAAAAGAACAUUCAGCAGUGAAUCCGAAGUGGACGUUAACUUACAGAAAUCCCGAGACUCGAUCGCGUCCUCGUAGUAGAUUAGUAUGUCUCGAGCAGAAGCCACAAUAUCAGUGCUCGAAAUGUGCAUCAUCUUCCGAAUCAGGCGUAAAUCACAAGAAAUGUUUAGCAUGCAUAACUUUGGCUUUCAAUGAAAGUUUAUAUGGCAAGCGUCGUGCAAUAACCGACACCUCGCUUCGACGUGGAAUCGACUCAAUACAAUGUAGCAUUCGUGGUAUGCGAUUUCGCUGCAAAUGUGGACUGAGUACGAGAAAUGGCAAUCGCAUGGCUUUGCACUACUAUUAUUGCCGAAAGGAGUUCAAUAUCGUUGAAACCGAUGAUGAGUUGGCUGAACAGACUGCAGUUGAUGAGGCAGAAGAUAAGCUGGAAGCUCAG